AUGGAUGUAUUGUUCUACUACCUACGGAAGAUUGGUGUGCAUGGUACUAGUGCUGAGGUUAGGUACACGAUGACUGAUGUGAUGUUUGACCAACACAUAAAGUCGUUAUAUGCUAUAUACCUGUCACAGUCCUGCAAUACUGCUAUAUGCAGUGUUCAUGAUAUUAUCACUGACUACGUUAUGGGUUAUAGACUUAUAUGCGGAAGUUCAUGGUUUGAUCUUGAUCACAUCUUGUUUCCGAUGCACGUAGAAGUCAAUGACGUUAACAGUCCAUUCGAGGUUUUGAUGGCGGCCAACAUCCCACAGCAACGAGAGAGCGAUUGUGGUGUUUUCGUUGCAUCUUACGCUGAGCACUUUAUAACCGAUGUUGACAUUACUACGAAAAAGUUUAAUGUUGACAUCAAGAGACAAAGGUAUACCUACAUGUUGUACACACACGGUACAACAAAGCAGAGCAAUGGCUAUGAAAGUGAUGAUGACCCUCCCGGAUCAAUGCCCGAUGACGUCCGUUUUAGUCUAUUAGCUUGA
Striga hermonthica is the source of this 528-nucleotide messenger RNA. NCBI's taxonomy places the organism in Eukaryota, Viridiplantae, Streptophyta, Magnoliopsida, Lamiales, Orobanchaceae. The record is from the annotation of a GenBank genome assembly.